AUGGCGUCAACGUCCAAGGAUGGUGUUCCCGACGGGGAUAAGGUCGCGGGUAAUUUGGGGGAUGAUCUUGAACCAGGUGCUUGCAGUGAUUCUAUCCUGAAUCCUGAAGAUACUUUUGAGGAAUUUGCGUCCGAGUUGACUCCGAACCUUCAGGAACGUAAUAUUCUCACAGCAAAAUCAAGCACAAUAAGUGAAAUUCAAAGUGAGAUUGGUGAAUGUUCGCAGUUACACGGGACUAAAUCUAGUGAUAAUUUACAGAGCAAAGAUGAAUCAAUAUCAGCAUCUACAAGUUCAUCUAAUCUUCUCGAACAAAAUGGUGAUGAAGCUGAUGAUAAAGAUGAUUAUCUUCGUUCACCUGAACUUGUUAACAAAGAAAAACAUGUAUUUAUUUUAAGCUCCGCCGGUAAACCUAUUUACUCAAGAUAUGGUAAUGAAGAUAAAUUGGCUGGAUUAUGUGGAGUUAUUCAAGCUCUAGUUAGUGUGGUUGAAGAACAGAACCAAGAUAUAUUAAGAUCCAUCAGCACUAAGGAUUGCAAAGUAGUAUUUUUAAUGAAAGGCCCUUUAAUACUGGUUGCUGUUUCUAAAUCCAAUGAAAGUGAGACACAGCUUGUCAUGCAAUUAACAUAUGCCUUCAACCAAAUAGUAUCAGUGCUAACACUAACACAACUGAACAGAAUAUUCGAACAACGUCGUAAUUACGACUUACGACGUCUUUUGUCUGGUGCUGAAAGAUUGAUAGAUCAUUUGCUGAUAUUCAUGGAGAAAGAUCCGGCAUUUCUACUCGGUGCAGUCAGAUGUUUACCACUACCAGAAAAAUCAAGAGAAAAUAUAACGAAUGCUAUAACAUCUACUUGUAAUAAAAUAAGGGACUUGGUAUUCGCUAUAUUAAUAGCUGGUAACCAAUUGAUUACUUUGGUCAGAAUGAAGAAGUACACUUUGCAUCCGUCCGACAUACAUCUAUUGUUCAAUCUGGUUAGGAGUUCAGAAUCGUUUAAAACCGCUGAGAGUUGGACACCUAUUUGUUUGCCAAAAUUUGAUGCUACUGGCUUCCUGCAUGGGCAUGUAUCAUAUAUAUCGGAAGAUUGCCAAGCUUGCCUCUUACUUUUAACCGUCCAAAGAGACGCUUUUUUCCCAUUAUCACAAGCAAAACAUACGAUUGCAGACAAAUUAAGACGCUCAAACUGUUUGGUUGCUAUUAACGACGCGUUGAACAGAAAUAAAGAACUACCCACAACAAAUCCUCUAAAACAUAUUGGUAUACCAGAAAUUAGGCAUUUUAUGUACAAAUGCAAAUCAACAGCACAACUUUUCACAUCGGAUCCCAUAUGUCUGGAUAAAUUACAGGAUUACAGACUUAGACAUAAGGAAGGUGGUGAUAUUACAGAGAAGAAAAUUACCAAGUUAUCUGAUAUAGAGCAUGUUAGAAAGUAUAGGAAGUUCUGUAGUCAAAUACAUUGUACAUCAACGCCGGCGAAAUUAAUUUUCAGGUCGAAUUCAGAUGAUACUAUUUUGGCAUGGAUAACAAACGGCUUUGAAUUAUAUGUUACAUUUGAUGCUCUCAUGGAAAAAGACCAAGCAAUCAGAGCAAUAGACCGUCUUCUGCAUUGGAUUAAGAGAGAAGAAGAGAGAAUAUUCAUAAUGAAUGCACCAACAUUCUAG
Molecule: messenger RNA, 1659 nt
Organism: Danaus chrysippus (African queen)
Lineage: Eukaryota; Metazoa; Arthropoda; Insecta; Lepidoptera; Nymphalidae
Source: the annotation of a GenBank genome assembly